This is a messenger RNA of Ixodes scapularis (black-legged tick), 1151 nucleotides long. Its product is annotated as P2X purinoceptor 7-like. The record is from RefSeq and is a predicted model, not a curated record. Lineage: Eukaryota; Metazoa; Arthropoda; Arachnida; Ixodida; Ixodidae. The coding region runs from base 131 to 712 and encodes 193 amino acids. The transcript has 4 exons.
UGGAGCAAAGCGGUUGGCCAAUGGGACGCGAGUUUGGUUGAUAGCCCGUCGGCCCGGUCGGCCCGUCGUCGUUAGGCCAGUUAGGCCUCGCUGCAACCAUCGCAGGGUUGGGAUCGGGUUGCCAUCAUCGAUGAAUUUACCGGGCUUAUCAGAUUUUGAGCGCCGAAUUCUUAAAAGGAGUGCGGAUCUAGGCGUCGCGCCGUACGAGGACACUCCACGCAAGCGCCGCGACGCGUCUCUGCCUCCCUCCGCUCCGCCAGCCGCGGAAGACUCGUCUCCCGCAACUCCGCCACCGGAGCCACCUCGGCGAGUAGGAGAUACAAACUGGUGCGACUGCGGCCGCUGCACGGCCAUGCCUACAACUCGGGAGUGUUUUUGCUGCCGUGAGCUGCCACAAGCUGUUCGGAAGCAGCCGGCUGAGUGCAUCACGGUGCACACCGACUUCUUCAAGCUGUGCCUUGACGUCGCCGUCCUCGCCGUGGCGUACUGCGAGGUCCGCGAGAAGGGUCUCGAACAUUCCCACGAGCUCCACGAGAAGUAUCGCUUUGUGGCAUACCGGCAGUUCACCCGCUGGAUGUGGGGUCGACUGGGAGCUGGCAACAGACGAGUGCUGCCUGCGUGCGUUGUGGAGAAAAUAAGAAAAACCUUCCCCUCUCAACAAUACACUGGCUUCAAGUAUCCUCCUCUGGACUGCGCACCAGUGGAUUGCUGAGCCAGGAAGCCGUCCAGUACACCCCCGAUCCUCUGGUACAUGGAUCACAAAGUGUAGAGCAUUAUGUGGUACGGCUAGAGAGAGACCAGGGUGCAGCAACCUUGUGGCUGUACAGUGUACAGCCACAGAGUUGCUGCAGCUUGUGCUUUCUCUAGCUGUACUGCUUGGCACUACCCUUGAGAAAUGUUUGGCAGAACCCCAUUUAAACGGCCUUUAUCAAGGCCACUCAUCUGUAGUAUAUCGGAGCUGGCAACCAAGCAGAGCCUCCCUCCCGUGUCUCGUAAGCUUUAUAAAUUGACCAGCUGAGCUCAACACAGAUAGCCCAGCUGCGUGUAUGCGCCAGCAUCGAGCCACCCAAAAUGGUUGCAACAGGUAACUCUUGGCUUCUUUUUUUUUAUGCCCUGUAAAGAACAUAAGAACAUAGCCAGGAACAUGACAU